CGGGACAGUAGAGAGCAUAGACACCGGUACUAGUCAGCGGUGUGGAUUAUGACUAGAAGUAGCCCUACUUAACACAGCGCAACACAACUACUCCCCCCGACCUUUUCAGCCCCUUUAACCUGAAGCUGAACCUUACUUUUUGUUGUCUAUAUAUUCACCUGUAGAUACGCUUAUAGCCGGAGGAAGACAGCCGUAUCGCUGAAGAUGUCAGUGGUGGGAUUUGACUUGGGCUUUCAAAGCUGCUAUGUAGCUGUAGCCCGAGCCGGAGGGAUCGAGACAGUCGCUAAUGAGUACAGCGACAGAUGUACACCGUCAUUUGUAUCAUUCGGUCCACGAAAUCGGUCAAUAGGAGCCGCUGCAAAGAGCCAGGUGGUGACCAACUGUCGGAACACGGUACAAGGCUUCAAGCGAUUCCAUGGCCGGGCUUUCACAGACCCCUACAUCCAGUCAGCCAAGUCUAACUUGGUGUAUGAACUUGCACAGAUGCCCACUGGGUCCACCGGUAUAAAAGUGAUGUACAUGGAGGAGGAAAAAGUGUUCAGCAUCGAGCAGGUCACCGGUAUGCUGCUGACCAAACUGAAGGAGACUGCUGAAAGUGCGCUGAAGAAGCCGGUUGCGGACUGUGUCAUCUCGGUCCCGAGCUAUUUCACUGAUGCAGAGAGAAGGUCUGUGAUGGACGCAGCUCAGAUCGCCGGCCUCAACUGUCUACGACUAAUGAAUGAGACCACUGCAGUGACUCUGGCAUAUGGCAUCUACAAACAGGACCUGCCGGCUCCAGAGGAGAAGCCCAGGAUAGUGGUGUUUGUGGACGUGGGCCACUCAGGUUACCAGGUGUCGGUUUGUGCCUUCAAUAAAGGAAAGCUCAAGAUCCUGGCUACAGCGUUUGAUUCCGAGCUUGGCGGGAAGGACUUUGACACCAUCCUGGUCAACUAUUUCUGUGAGGAGUUUGGGAAGAAGUACAAGCUGGAUGUCAGGUCCAAGCCCCGGGCGCUGGUGCGACUCUACCAAGAGUGCGAGAAGCUCAAGAAGCUGAUGAGUGCCAACUCCUCCGACCUGCCUCUCAACAUUGAGUGUUUCAUGAAUGACAUUGAUGUCUCCAGUAAACUUAAUAGAGGCCAGUUUGAGGAGAUGUGUGCAGGGCUGCUGGCCAAAGUCGAGGGUCCCCUGCGCAGCGUCAUGGAACAAACCAAGCUGAAAAAGGAGGAUAUCUAUGCAGUGGAGAUUGUGGGUGCGGCCUCCAGAAUCCCCGCCAUUAAAGAACGUAUCAGCAAGUUCUUCGGCAAAGAGCUGAGCACCACCCUGAAUGCAGACGAGGCUGUGGCCAGAGGCUGCGCUCUGCAGUGUGCCAUCUUGUCUCCAGCAUUUAAAGUCAGAGAGUUCUCCAUCACAGAUGUCGUCCCCUACUCCAUCUCCCUAAAGUGGAACUCUGCUGCAGAGGAGGGACUGAGUGAUUGUGAGGUUUUCCCAAAGAACCACGCAGCUCCCUUCUCCAAAGUUUUGACGUUCUUCCGGAAAGAGUCCUUCACCCUAGAUGCUUACUACAACAACCCGAAGGAGCUGCCCUGCCCCAACACCUCUAUAGGCCAGUUCCUGAUCCAGAAUGUGGUUCCUCAGGCGUCUGGGGAGAGUGCAAAGGUCAAAGUGAAAGUCCGGGUCAACGUUCACGGGAUGUUCAGUGUUGCUAGCGCCUCGUUAAUAGAGGUCGUGAAAACAGUGGAGGGAGAGGAGCCAAUGGAGACGGACCAGACAGUGAAGGAGGAGGAGAACAAAAUGCAGGUGGACCAGGAGGAUCAGAAACAUCAGUCUGGAGACAACGGAGACAAGAAAUCAGAGGCCGAGGAGAUGGAGACGAUGGAGGACAACAAGCAGGAGAAGAAGACCGACCAGCCCCCACAGGCCAAGAAGCCCAAAGUUAAAACGAAGACAGUGGAUCUUCCCAUCCAGAACAGCCUGCAGUGGCAGCUGUCCCCUGACGUACUGAACACGUUUGUGGAGAAUGAGGGUAAGAUGAUCAUGCAGGAUAAGCUCGAGAAGGAGAGGAACGACGCGAAAAACAACGUCGAGGAGUAUGUCUAUGAGAUGAGGGACAAACUGCACGGCGUCCUGGAGAAGUUUGUGAAUGAAGCUGACCGCGACACGUUCUCGUUAAAACUGGAGGACACGGAGAACUGGCUGUAUGAAGACGGAGAGGACCAACAGAAACAAGUUUACAUUGACAAACUGGCUGAGCUGAAGCAACUCGGUCAGCCGAUUCUUGAGCGAUACCUGGAAUCUGAGGAGAGGCCAAAAGCUUUCGAGGAGCUUGGCAGACAGAUCCAGAUGUACAUGAAGAUCACUGAAGCUUACAAGGCAAAGGAUGAGCAGUACAGUCACCUGGACGAGCUGGAGGUGACUCGUGUGGACAAGCAGGUGAACGACGCCAUGGUCUGGAUGAACAGCAAGAUGAACCAGCAGAACAGUCAGGACCUCACUCUGGAGCCAGUGGUCAAGGUUCAAGAGAUCCAGGCCAAGAUGAAGGAGCUGUAUGCAGCCUGUAACCCCGUGGUGUCCAAACCCAAGCCCAAGGUGGAGCCUCCUAAGGAGGAGAAGACGGAGAACGGGCCGGUCAAUGGACAGGAGGGAACAGAGAACCAGCAGUCCAACCCAGACAAAGCCACACCUGCAGGCAAGGAGCAGGGGACAGCAGAGAACAAGCUCCCUGAGAUGGACAUCGACUAACUGUUACAGCUGUCGUCCUCUGAGUUUCACCUCCGUCUGUCCUGCUACACGCCCCCGAUUCUGUCGUUCUCCUGAGAGCGACGGCACAGUCGCCUCUCUCUCCAAGACAAACAGCAGCAUCCCUAAUCAAUACUGUUCAUCAGUCGGCCUCUCUGCCAUGUCAUUUCUCAUUCUCUCUGAUGAAUACAAAAAUAUUGCAUCAUAUUAAUAGUGAAUGGACUACUUUACUACCUUAAAGCUGUGGGAUGGAACCUGCUUUCUCCGUGUUGCUUUGAUGGCCAUUAUGUUUAAAGAUUGUUUUGUUCAGGAUGAAUGUCAGGUUUGAAGAAUUGUAAGCCAAGUGGACGUGCAGAAGAAAAACUAGUAUACAUCCAUGAAAUGUAAAGAAUAAUGCAGUAUGUCUAAAUAAGAUCGUAGGAACAGCAGCACAUGUAACAAACAUGGAUUGUUCCAAAUAGUGCAUUUUGUUUUUCCACUACAGAUAAUUGUAACUGUUGAAUUAUAAUAUGUAAAGUUUUAAAGGUGAGAAGGAGUUUUUGUUGAGUUUACCUGUACUGUAUGUUGAAACUAGAUCCUAAGUUACUGUCAUGCAGGAUUUCCUUGGCUUCACCGGCUCUUCUCAUACUACAGCGAUGGUCUGUCGUUCUCUGGUAGCCUUGUAUUGUUUUUUUCUACUUAAACAGUGAAUGUUGGUCCGACUCAUCACCUCCUGGUGCUGCUGUUGAUUCCACAUCACCAAAAAAAAAAAAAAAAAAGGCAGAAAAUAAAUCUUGACAAACAAAAAAAA
This is a messenger RNA of Acanthopagrus latus (yellowfin seabream), 3505 nucleotides long. It is a transcript of the gene hspa4a, whose product is annotated as heat shock protein 4a. The coding region runs from base 205 to 2718 and encodes 837 amino acids. Gene Ontology annotation, biological process: protein folding. Gene Ontology annotation, molecular function: ATP-dependent protein folding chaperone; ATP binding. The transcript is spliced from 19 exons. Gene Ontology annotation, cellular component: nucleus; cytosol. The record is from RefSeq and is a predicted model, not a curated record. Lineage: Eukaryota; Metazoa; Chordata; Actinopteri; Spariformes; Sparidae.